This is a messenger RNA of Cotesia glomerata, 1050 nucleotides long. It is a transcript of the gene bug, whose product is annotated as thioredoxin domain-containing protein 15. Bases 20 to 940 code for a protein of 306 amino acids. Gene Ontology annotation, cellular component: cilium. Gene Ontology annotation, biological process: cilium assembly. NCBI's taxonomy places the organism in Eukaryota, Metazoa, Arthropoda, Insecta, Hymenoptera, Braconidae. The record is from RefSeq and is a predicted model, not a curated record. The transcript has 4 exons.
UAUUAUUUUAGAGGUUAUAAUGUAUUUAAAAUUACUAGUGAAUUUAUUUAUAAUUUUCAAUGAUUUUCCUCCAGUCCCCGGAGAACUAGAAAAUUCAACGGAUAUAAAUUCAACAUUUCCUACUUCAGAAAUUGGAGCUAGUGAUUCUGCGAUUUCUGUCGAAGGCUGGUUGAUAAAUACCAAUGACUCCGAGGUUGACAGUAUUGAUGUCAAAGUUGGAGAUAAAUUACUAACUGAGGAAGGCAAUUUGACUGAAAUUGGUAACGCAACAGUCACUGAACCUAAUAGAUCUGAUCCGGUUUAUAAAAAUUAUAAUAAUUGUAUUACUGAUCAAAUUUAUGAAGCUGUUGAGAUUGUUAAUGCCACUAGAUUAAUGGAAUUAUUAAUAAUUGAGCCAUCGCCAGUUAAUCGUACUGACAAUACAACAACUAAAGAUAAUAAAUCUAAUCCUCGUACAUGUUUGCUAGUGCUCUUUUAUUCACGGUGGUGUGUAUUUAGCAGUCAAGCUGCACCACACUUUAAUGCGCUACCUCGUUUUUAUCCGCAUGUAAAAGCUGUUGCUAUUGACGCUUCUAAAUAUCAAAACUUUAACAUGCAGUUUGGAAUAGUCGGUGUACCAACACUGAUGUUCGUCUACAACGGAAAGCCUCUGGUUAAAUUCAACGAAACUUCAUACACCCUAGAGUCAUUCGCGCGAUUCGUCACAGAGUACACGGGCCUGAAAGCCAAUGAGUCUCUGUAUGUGACUUCAGCAGACUUUGGUGGACCAGUUCCUAGCACGCCUUCCAAUGAAACAGAUUACUGUCUCGUAAUGUCGUGGAUUUUCAUCGCAAUGUGCUUUGUUUAUUUCACGCUUCAAUCACGCUGGUGGAAGCAGUUUGUUGAGCUCGUGCAAAAUACUUGGAGGGAGAGCAAUGCUCAGCACGAACAUGCUGAUUAAACUUUGUGAUAAUUUUUUUUUGUUUUUUUAUUUAGAGUUAAGUAAUUUGUUGAUUAAAUUAAAUUAUAAAAUUAAUUUAUUGUUUGAAGGGUGAGACGCACUUAGAAGGC